Molecule: messenger RNA, 936 nt
Organism: Sceloporus undulatus (fence lizard)
Lineage: Eukaryota; Metazoa; Chordata; Lepidosauria; Squamata; Phrynosomatidae
Product: carbohydrate sulfotransferase 9-like
Exons: 2
Coding region: 1-936 (311 amino acids)
Biological process (GO): carbohydrate biosynthetic process; proteoglycan biosynthetic process
Cellular component (GO): membrane
Molecular function (GO): sulfotransferase activity
Source: RefSeq, a predicted model, not a curated record
AUGAAUAACCCACUUCAAAAGUUGUUCUUUAUCCUUCUAUUCAGUCCUUUGCUUGGAAUGUUUCUUCUUCAGUUAUUCCGGAUCUUAAAUACAGAAAUGACAGAUUCUGAAGAACUUUGGUUACAAAUGCAACACAAUCGUAGAGACACCUUGAAUGCAACAUGCCUGAACAAGACUUUGUCAAGAUCAGAAUGGCAAUUGGAGCAUCGAGUUGCUCAGCAGCUCUUUGUGGAUGACUAUCACAAAUUUAUUUACUGUUCAGUGCCAAAAGCUGGCUGCUCCAACUGGAAGAAAAUCCUUAUUCUCCUCAAGCUCAACUUAAGCAGGGAUGUAGCUGAUGUGAUCCGUGGGAUGGUUCACAAAACAAAUCUCCUCAAGACGUUGAGUUCUUACUCUCCUAAAAAACAAGUAGAGCUUUUGAGCACCUACACUAAAGUGAUGGUCACUAGGCAUCCUCUAGAACGAUUGGUCUCUGCUUACAGGGACAAGUUCUUGCAUCCUAGUGGCUACUACAGUACUGUAGUGGCAAAUGAGAUCAAAGUGUUCUCCAAGCGAAAACAAAAUUUCACAGAAAAUGUGACCUUCCAAGAGUUCAUAAACUAUGUAGUGACAAGAAAUCUUAAAAAUAUGGAUGUACAUUGGAAGCCAAUGUUUUUGCUCUGUGAUCCCUGCAAUAUCCACUAUGACAUUCUGGGGAAGUUUGAGACAUUGUCUGAAGAUGCUGACCGUGUUCUCAGGAGAAUUAGUGCUCCAGAGAGUCUCUACUAUCCAGAUUCGAAGUCUCAUGCUUCAGAAAAACGGACCAACAACGAUAUCACUCUAGAUUACCUGAGGAAACUGACUUUUGACCAAGUACGGAUGGUUAUGGAAGCUUACCAGAUAGAUUUCUCUAUGUUUGGCUAUUCUUUUCCUUUAAAAACAGGUUUUUUCCUGUAA